Melanotaenia boesemani (Boeseman's rainbowfish) is the source of this 1308-nucleotide messenger RNA. It is a transcript of the gene nelfe, whose product is annotated as negative elongation factor complex member E. Gene Ontology annotation, cellular component: NELF complex. The record is from RefSeq and is a predicted model, not a curated record. NCBI's taxonomy places the organism in Eukaryota, Metazoa, Chordata, Actinopteri, Atheriniformes, Melanotaeniidae. The coding region runs from base 96 to 1178 and encodes 360 amino acids. Gene Ontology annotation, molecular function: RNA binding. The transcript is spliced from 11 exons. Gene Ontology annotation, biological process: negative regulation of transcription elongation by RNA polymerase II.
GCGUACUACGUCAUAUCUACGCGUCGGUGUUGUUUUGUGGACCGUUUGACGUAAACUUUGCAGUUGCAGUCGUCUGUAUUGUAACAGCUGCCACCAUGGUGGUAUUUCCAAGUUCGCUGACGGAGGAAGAAGAGGCUUUGCAGAAAAAGUAUGCCAAACUCAAGAAAAAGAAAAAGGCACUUCUUGCUUUGAAGAAGCAGAGUUCAACCAACCAGACUAACCAGAGUGGCUUGAAACGAACGUUGUCUGACCAGCCUGUUGUUGAUACGGCAACGGCGACAGAACAAGCUAAGAUGCUGAUUAAGUCGGGGGCCAUCAGUGCUAUCAAAUCUGAGAACAAGAACUCAGGUUUCAAACGUUCUCGAAUGUUGGAAAUCAAACUCAAGGACCCAGAAAAAGGUCCAGUUCCUGCUUUCUUACCCUUCCAAAGGAGUGUCUCUACAGAUGAUGACCAACCUGAGUCUGGAAAGAGAGCCCACAUGAAAUCUCUGUAUGAGAGCUUUGUUAGUUCAAGUGACCGUUAUCGGGAUGAGGAAGAUGGAGGUGGCAUGUCAUCCAGCCGUGAAAUGGACAGAGACAGAGACCGAGACCUGGACAGAGAGCGGGAAAGAGAUCGAGAUAGGGACCGGGACAGAGACAGAGAGAGAGACAGGGAUAGGGAUAGAGACAGAGGCAGAGACAGAGAGAGAGACAGAGACAGGGACAGGGAUCGAGACAGAGACCGUGACCGAAGCAGAGAAAGGGAUCGAGAUCGGGACAGGGACCGAGACAGAGAGAGAGACCGAGAUGGACCGUUCAGACGAUCAGACUCAUACCCAGAACGCAGAGGGGUACGAAAGGGGAAUACAGUGUACGUUUACGGCUCUGGGCUUGUCGAAGACAGUCUGCGCUCUGCCUUCUCUCAACAUGGAAACAUCAUCGACCUCUCAAUGGACAACCCGCGCAAUUGUGCAUUUAUCACAUUUGAGAAGAUGGAGUCUGCUGACCAGGCUGUGGCCGAGUUGAAUGGGAGCAUUGUGGGAGACGUUCACAUCAAAGUCAGCAUCGCCAGAAAGCAGCCCAUGCUGGAUGCUGCCACUGGCAAAUCUGUGUGGGCUUCAUUGGCUGUGCAGAACAGCACCAAAGGCUCUUACAGGGACAAGAGGAACCAAGUGGUGUACAGUGAAGAUUUCCUGUGAUGAAACGUUUCUAUUAUUGCUAUAAUGUGUAGUUAGCAAGCUACUUCUGUUGUCUGUGUUCCAGAAUAGAUGGAAACAUUUUGUGUUGUCUUUUGAAGUAAAUAAAGGAAGUUGUAGGUUGGCUCUAAAA